CGGCUGCAUGGCGGUGACGUAGUCGGCUGGUCAUGCUGCGGAGUUAGGUUUUCUGUUUCUGAACUCGUCACACUUUUGCCAUCAUGGGGAUCCUCGAGAAGAUCGCCGAGAUCGAGAGAGAAAUCGCUCGGACGCAGAAGAACAAAGCAACUGAAUACCAUCUUGGUCUACUAAAAGCCAAGCUAGCUAAGUACAGGGCCCAGCUUUUGGAGCCUACAAAAUCAGCUGGAGCCAAAGGUGAAGGCUUCGAUGUUAUGAAAUCAGGUGAUGCUCGGGUUGCUUUAAUUGGGUUUCCAUCAGUUGGCAAGUCUACCUUUCUGAGCUUAAUGACAUCAACAGAAAGUGAAGCAGCUUCAUACGAGUUCACUACUUUGACUUGUAUCCCUGGUGUUAUUGAGUACAAAGGUGCCAACAUACAGCUGCUGGAUUUGCCUGGAAUUAUUGAAGGAGCUGCUCAAGGCAAGGGUAGAGGCAGGCAAGUCAUAGCUGUAGCCAGAACUGCAGAUGUGGUCAUCAUGAUGCUUGAUGCAACCAAGGGAGAUGUUCAGAGGGAACUGCUGGAAAAAGAGCUUGAAUCUGUUGGGAUCAGACUAAACUGUUCCAAACCCAAUAUUUACUUUAAGCCUAAGAAAGGUGGAGGUCUCUCCUUUAACUCAACCGUUCCUCUUACACAAUGCUCUGAGAAGCUAGUUCAGCUUAUUCUUCACGAGUACAAAAUCUUUAAUGCUGAGGUUUUGUUCAGAGAAGACUGCACACCGGAUGAAUUUAUUGAUGUCAUUGUAGGUAAUCGUGUGUACAUGCCUUGCUUAUAUGUGUACAACAAAGUGGAUCAGAUUUCAAUAGAGGAAAUAGACCGUCUUGCUCAUCGACCAAACAGUGUUGUGAUUAGCUGUGGCAUGAAACUAAAUCUAGACUACCUCCUGGAGCAGUUGUGGGAAUACCUGGCUCUGAUCUGUCUCUACACAAAGAAAAGAGGAGAGCGACCAGAUUUCAAUGACCCAAUCAUUAUGAGAAGGAGUGCAUCAGUAGAACAUGUGUGCCACAGAAUUCACAGAACAUUAGCGAGCCAAUUCAAGUACGCACUUGUCUGGGGAACAAGCACAAAAUACAGCCCGCAGCGAGUAGGACUGACGCACAUUAUGGAACACGAGGACGUCAUUCAGAUUGUGAAGAAAUAAUCUCAUGGCCUCAUUAUUACAAUUACAUGAAAUGACACCAUCUUCUGUUCUGCUUUAUUUUUUUUAAGUACAUAUUUCAAUUGCCCAGACAUUAUUGUUAAAAGUCUUUAUCAAACAUUUUGUUAGGAAAAUAAAAAAACACAUCUGAAUUUUUGUUAGAACACAUAUAAAGGUUAUAGAAAAAAUGCUUAAAUGAAAUCAGAUAUUGGAACCUAACAGGCAUGAAUUGAUCAAAUAAUUGAUUUGACAGAUUUCAGGUCAAUAAACCUUUUGGCAGUAUGUGCAAAUGAAAAGCAAUAAAAUUUAUGAGGUUUUAGAA
This is a messenger RNA of Trichomycterus rosablanca, 1497 nucleotides long. RefSeq names its product developmentally regulated GTP binding protein 2 (gene drg2). Gene Ontology annotation, molecular function: GTP binding; GTPase activity. NCBI's taxonomy places the organism in Eukaryota, Metazoa, Chordata, Actinopteri, Siluriformes, Trichomycteridae. Bases 84 to 1178 code for a protein of 364 amino acids. The transcript has 13 exons. Gene Ontology annotation, cellular component: cytoplasm. The record is from RefSeq and is a predicted model, not a curated record. Gene Ontology annotation, biological process: cytoplasmic translation.